Messenger RNA from Bursaphelenchus xylophilus (pine wood nematode), 6577 nucleotides. Lineage: Eukaryota; Metazoa; Nematoda; Chromadorea; Rhabditida; Aphelenchoididae. The record is from the annotation of a GenBank genome assembly.
AUGCGGUCGCUUCUGCUUUUGGUAAGUGAGGCUUGGAAUGGGGUUGAAGAGGGGUUGAAGAGAGCGCCAACCCAGUGCUUUCGCUUUUGUCAAGAAAGGGCUGGAAUCGAAAAUUAAUGCCAUCUAUCGCUUUAGAAACAAAAAUCACCCUCAAUUUGAUCAAUUAUCAGUCUGUCGGUAAAUUAAUGAGCCCAAUGUCCCUGCCUCGAUUGCGUCGCUGGGUGAACAAUAAUUUGGUUUGGCCGCGACACAAUUUUUGGUUUUUUGGCGGCGAUGCGAUUGUCGAUGCGACAGAGUGUUCAUUUUUGCGACAGACUGAUGUUAAAAAUAGGCUAAAAUUUGCACAAUCUUAGGUUGAGCAGAUUAUUAUUCUAUCUAUUGUCAGCCAAUCAGUCCAACGGAAAAAUAUUGUGGAUUUGCCGCGGCGAUGGUGGACGACUCCAAGGCGAGGAAAAUCCACGUUAUUUUACAGGCGGACAAUAGUGCGCUCUGCCGCUGCGUUGAUCGCGAAACAAUUCGUUUUCUCGGCGGCGUUGCGAUUUUCGAUGCGGCAGAGUGCUCAUUAUUUUCCCGACUAACUGCUAAUGUCAUCAUAUUUGACAAACCAAGCUUUUCUAUUUUUGACUCUGUAAUUUCAAAAAAAAAAUUUUAUAAUUGGCUGCUUAAAUGUAUUUCUAAAACCGUUGAUUUGCAAUUUGCAACACCAGCCGGAAUAUUUAACAAUUUUUCUAAACUGCAGUCUCAAUCACUCAAAAAAAACCAAAAAAAAAUAUGAAAAAACGUAUUUUACAACAAAAACAAUGGCUUACAUUUUCAGCUUGCCUUCUCCACAACUUUUCAAGUGCUCCGCUCCGCGACAACACGAACGCCGGUUCAUGUUCUCGCUACGACAACGAAGCCAGGAACGAAUCGAACGAUAUCCCUAAAAGAGGUCUAUCAUCACAACCAAACACUAUCGUCAACGCAAGCUCAGUUCCUGGAGCCGGUUGGGAUCCGAGUCCGGUUCAAUGAACCGGUGUUUAAAGAUGUCGCAAACGUCAUGAGUAAGUCGUUACGCAUUUUAAUAUUUGGGGGAAAAGUUCUGUGUACGGUAUUUUUUAUCAUAAUUUUUUUGUGAUGACACACAUGAUAAUAAUGUCAGCCUGUCGGGAAAAUAAUGAGCUCUCUAUUGCAUCGAAAAUCACACCGCCGCUGUUCGGUAUUUAGAUGGAGAUGAUUUGAAGGAUGUUCCAUGUUUGGGAGUACUAACAACGCAAUUGAAAGUUUCAAUGGCCACUUCAAGCAGAACGUUACGAUACGGCAACGGCUAUCUCUGAUAGAUAUGGUUCAACGUCUCAAUGCGUACCUAUCCUCCAAAAGCUUCGAGUUGGCUGAUAAUCCCCCUCCUAAGAUUCCACCCGUAGCCAGUGAAGACUUGAAAAAAGCAUAUUAAAUAUAAUAUGCGUGCGAAUCGACCGCCAUGUUCGUACUCCAACGGCAACGUAGUCAUCAUGGCGAGUGACAAACUAGAGACUAUCAGCAAGCAAGACAUUCUCCACAUGCACUUGAAACUGUGGAAGGGUGAAUUUGACGACCUGGAGUCCUAUCAAACCCUAAAGGAAGGAGUCUACAAGCUCCGCCGAGAAGAUGGUUUUUACAGUUGUUUCUGCCCUCCUUGUCAAAAACAGCAUAAACCAGUGCAAACACGCCAUUUUGGUCUACUACAAAGUAAACCUCAUUCCUUUCCCUUCCUCAGCUCGUGACCCACACAUCGUACAAUCGACACGUCGCUGAAGGACCGGAACAGCUCGGAGGGGUGGAGCAUUGUCCCAACAUUAGCUGACGAUGUUAUAACGGCAAAGGUUGAGAAUGUCCGAACGGACUUCAGUGAUAUCUGCGGCGUUAUGGCAUCACCGCUUGGCAUAUCGUUGGGGACAGAAUGUGGGAACUGGGGGGCAGAACAGUAUAAAUUUGGGGGCAGCUUAACAAUUAUUCGUUCGAUUCGGUAACCAAAGUCCAUUCGUAUUUAUUUACAGAGAGCGUAUUUGCCUACCAAGCACGGAACGCGCGAAUUGCGUCGUAUCAGCAAUGCUUUCCGGAAGGCUGCUUCUAUUUGCAUUCAUUUCGGGUUUCUGGCUUCGAAAAGCCGCAUGAUGUGACCUUAUCGCCGGCGGAACCGAACCGGCUGUUGCUCAAGAUCUACUCCUUCGACAUUGAGUGAGUGGAAGUACUGUCGCUUUUGUCCAAAGGACUUUUACUGCGACCGUACCCUAUUCGUUGGUAGAUUUGCAGAGUAGAAAAAGAACCGCUGACAGUUUCCUUUCAGUAUACUCGGCGCUGUUACCGGAAAUAUCCAAAUCCUCUUGAACGUCCCAGUCCUCGGCCAAAUCAUUGUCAACGCCCGCCAAAUCACCGUAACCGCGACUUUCGACAUUCAAAAAGACCUGCAACGAACACCCUACCUCCAUCAGGCCGGCUGCUCGCUGGACAUGGGCAUUGUGAACGCCCAGGUCAACGGAAUGGGCCUGAUAACCGACUCGGUGAACAUCAAGUACAAAAAGGAGAUGAUUGAGAAGGCGAGGGAGAUAAUUUCGUCGACCGUUUGCUGGAAUUUAGAGAAGGCCAUUCAGGAUCAAGUGAACACAAGGCUGAAGGAAAUGCCGAAGCAUUUGAGCCUCUAUGAUUUGAUGCAAUACUUUGAUUCGUCGGUAAGUAGAGUCGGGAAAAUAGUGAACGCAAUGACGAGAUUCUACGCAAGCCAAGUUCAGAAAGCCCAAUAGACCCUUAUUUGGAUUUUAAAAAUGAAGCAAAUAUCAAUAACCUACCAAAAGCCUGUUUUCAGAUAGUCAGAGCCGAAGUUCAACCUCGACCGAUUGUCGCAAGAGACCCCAGCAUUCAGUUCACGAGAUACCGGACACAUCUCGCGCCGCGAAGAGGUCUUCAUCAGCCAAGACUCAAGAGAGAGACAAAGGGAGUCGCUGCGGUGGUGGAAAGUAAGCAAAAGUCUUGCAAGGCUGGGUAAAAAGUCAUUGGAAUUUUCGCGACUCUGCACUAAUCAUUUUUAGAAAAAAAUUCGCGAUAACUAGAAAAAAUUGCACAAAGCGUGAAAAAGUGGGUGUGCACAGUGCAAUUUUGUUUCAAAGUUCCCUUUUUCGCGGCGAGAAAUCAUCGGAGUGCGACAGAACUCGGGAAUCGCGACAAAUUCCCAUGACUUCUUCUCCCGAGUAUCAGUCUGUCGAGAAAAUAACGAGCAAAAUGUCAGUGCGCCGAUCGCGUUGCCGAAGUGAAAAGCAGCUUGCAUUUUUUCUCGGAGACGAUGCGAUUCUUCGAUACGAUUGAGUGCUCAUUAUUUUCCCGACAGACUGAUAUACACUCUUCUCUUCAACUCUCUUUACCUUUUAGUCGUUGAUGUUGGAGUUCCCACCUCACGAGACGAGGAGCGGCGGAGGAUUCGCAAGAAAAUCUCCAAAGCCAUUCUUCAGGAGAAGGUCGCCAAGACAGCGGACGCGGACUACGUGGACUACGCCACCGAGUCCGAUAAGGAGGGGAAAUUUCUGGAGCUCACAAAUGACGGGUCCGAAAACACGAGUGGCACACAGUCUCGAAGAGUUGGAGCGGAGCCAAAGAAGGGCGCAAAAACCGCCAAAAAAGUUGAUGACAAUAGCGCUUCAAAGAGUGCGAAUGGUACGAAUGGUAACAUUAACAGUACUAAGGCUGCAAUUGCGGACAAGAUUAGUCCGGUUGAAGCCGCUAUAUCCGAGAAAGACGGAUCCAAGUUCAAUUUGCAAGAACUUCUCGAUGGAUUUGAUUUUGUAAGUUGUUUUCAGGAAAAUUUUGCUAUAGAAAGUCCUGGUAAUUUUCUGAAAGCAAACGAGAAAUCAAGUCUUUUUUAAUUAUUAUUUUCCCGACAGACUGAGAUUUUGUUUGUCGAGAAAAUAAUGAGCACAAUGUCUCUGUCGUGUCGCUGAAUUGAAAAGCAAUUUGAUUUUGUCGCGACAAAAUUCAUUUUCUCGGCAGAGAUGCGAUUUUCGUUGCGACAAAGUGCUCAUUAUUUUCCAGACAGAUUAAUAAUGAACCAAAAAUUACAGUAACCCCGUUUUUUCAGACCAACUUUGGCCGGCUUUUCCUCAACAUGGACUUUGUCGAUUCGGCUGCCGAUUCCGAAACAUUUAACGUUGGAAUUAGUGGAGCGGUCCGUGUAAACGCCCUCCCGCACAAUGGCUUGUACAACGAGCCAAAGCCGUUGGGGAAUGAGAGUCUGCUGGAGUUCCCAACGCAUUUGCCAAAGAAGGCGGUGGAAAUGAUUGUCGGAGAGUUCACGCCGAACGCACUCUUCAAUCAGGCUCAUCGGUAAGCGAAGAACGUUUUGGAGGAGCUUGAUAUUUAAAGUGUGAAAAACGGCGGAAAAGGUAUUUGAAAUGCAAAAAAAUAUAUACAUAAUUUUUAGUUGCCAAGAAAAAUCCCUCAAAUUUUCUCUCGUUUCCAUCAGUCUGUCGGGAAAAUAAUGUGGUUUUUUCUCGUUGCAAAUUUCCAGCCGCAACUUGCCGUUGCCAACGGGUCCACAUUAUUUUCCCUACAGACUGAUAACGGUGCGUUUUGUGAAAAAUUCUCACACAACGCGCUAGCAAAUUUUGACUUUGAGACAUCCAACUUUUCAGAGCAAAAAUUCUCCGAUUCCACGUCAGCCCACGCACCCCGGUCUUUGGACAGAUGUUGAAAACGACCUGCUCGUUGGACGAAGUUUGCCUAUCCGACUCGUUGCCGGAAAUCGGAGAGAAAUAUCCGCAGAAACAGAUGAACAUCCUCAUAGAGUCGGUGCGGCCGCCGAAAGUCACGAUUAGCGAAGGUAAAACUAAUUCGUAGUUCUCGUACUAUUACUGUUCUCUUUAGACAACAUGAAGAUACAUUUUAUCGGCUUGGCCAACUUCUUCAUUGCCGAGCUUGGCCAACAGCCAAUUGGGAAGAUCCCGUUCUCGGCGGUGACAAAAAUUCAGAUCAAACAAGUGGAGGACAAGUUGAUAGGUAAGUGACUGUUUCUAAGGGCAUUUCUGUGAGACUUCAGCGGUUUAGAAGUGUCGGGAAUGUCUCAAAAGAUACUCUAUAUUCGUCAGUCUGUCGGGAAAAUAAUGGGCACUCCGUCGCAUUGCAUCUACGAUGAGAAAAUGAAUUGUUUCGCGACAAAAUCAAAUUGCUUUUCACUUCAGCGAUGGGGUCGGCGCAGUAAAAUUUUCAUUAUUUUCCCGACAGACUAAUGAAUAUUGAGUACCUUUUGAGGGCGUCGCGACACUUGCGGGCAACCAGUUUGCGGGCAACCAGUUUGCGGGCAAAUUUUUUGCGGGCAACCACUAUGCGGGCAAAAUUUGGGGGGUCACAUUUGCGGGCAGCUGAAACAUUUGCGGGCAGCUGAGACACUUGCGGGCAGCCUGGGACACUUGCGGGCAACCGACACUUGCGGGCAGCCGACAUUUGCGGGCAACCGGCACCUGAUGGUAACUGGGUGGAGGUGGAAAUAUUACUGCGAUAUUUUGGAAAUUUGCCGACAUUUGCGGGCAGCCGACACUUGCGGGCAGCCGACAUUUGCGGGCAACAGGAAAAACAAUCACACAGACUGUAUUGGUACUUUUGGAACUGUUGCCCGCAAAUGUCGGCUUCCCGCAAGUAUUGCCUGCCCGCAAAUGUCGGAAAAUUACCAAAAUAUCGAAGUAAUUUUUCCACCUCCACCUUGUUAUCAUUAAGUGCCGGUUGCCCGCAAAUGUCGGCUGCCCGCAAAUGUCGGCAAAUUUCCAAAAUAUCAUAGUAAUUUUUCCACGUCCAUCCUGUUACCCUCACAAUCAGGUGUCGGUUGCCCGCAAAUGUCGGCUGCCCGCAAAUCUUCCAGGCUGCCCGCAACUGUCGACCCUGCCCGCAAAUGUCCCAGGCUGCCCGCAAAUGCCGGUGCUGGCCGCAAAUGUCGGCUGCCCGCAAAGUGGCUGCCCGCAAAAGAUUUGCCCGCAAACUGGUUGCCCGCAAAGUGGUUGCCCGCAAGUGUGCGCCCGCCCUUUUGAGACACUUUGGACACUUUUAAACCGCUGAAUACUCACAAAAAAAGAUAUAUCAGUCUGUCGGGAAAAUAAUGGGGAUUUUUCGCGGCUUGGAAUUAUCCACCAUCGACGGCUAGUCGAGGCAACAUAUUUGCGAGAAAUUUUGCAGUGACAAAUGCACAUUAUUUUCCCGACGGACUGAUACACACUAUUGAGCAUCUGGAGGUUUUUCCUGCGCACAUGUCGCUUUAUAAGCUAUAGCCAAAUCCCCAAUUGCAGUCCGUCUCGUAAUCCCGGAACUGGAGGUCCUCGAAGACGUCGACUUCUUCGAGCUCUCUCCCUCUCAACUCCGCGGCUUCAAGAACGCUGUGAAGGGGGCGUUGGAGCGGUUGGCCAACAAGUACCUGAGGAAUGGGUUGGAAUUGAAGAAUCUGCAAAGCAAGCUGGAAAACUACGGUAUGGAUGGGCUGAAAAUCCAACUCUUGGCUGAGGGAAUGGUCAUGCUUCAGAUGGACGUUGAUGUGUACAAAUUGUUGUUUGAAGACAACACAUUAGAUGGUAGGAUAGAGAAGUUCUAA